Molecule: messenger RNA, 531 nt
Organism: Drosophila bipectinata
Lineage: Eukaryota; Metazoa; Arthropoda; Insecta; Diptera; Drosophilidae
Source: RefSeq, a predicted model, not a curated record
UUUAAGCUUUGUGAACCCUCCAUUAUAUACAAGCUGAUAAACAUUGAAUGCAAAUCAAGCUUAGGAUUUUCAGCAAAUCCUAAUUGCUAUUUAAAGGCAAUAAAUUGGAAUAAAGCCGUAGCCCAAAUGGAUGUAGAUGUAACAAGGUUGUUAAAUAAUAUUUCGCUUCGGAUCCAUGUCUCAAAAAAGGACUACAGUAAUAAAUAUCAGCCCUUCCUUAUAAAUGUUCUCGUAAACAUCUGCGAUGUACUAUCGAAGCGAAAUUUUUUACCAUACGGUAUUAUGUUCAAAAAAGUGGCCACGGAGUUCUCAAACUUUAACCACAGCUGCCCCUAUAAAGGUCACUUAUUUGCGCGAGGGUUUUAUUUGGAUGGUAAGGUACUUCCUAACCAAUUUCCAUUGGGAAUUUACAAAGUUAAUGUUACAAUACUGGAGGGUUACACGAACAAGCCAUCUGACUACGUUGGGGCAGUUAUUGCGUACUUUCAGGUAAUGCAACCUUUCAAGAAGAAUAAAAAUAACAAAUCAUAG